Messenger RNA from Pecten maximus, 3629 nucleotides. RefSeq names its product transcription factor GATA-3-like. The record is from RefSeq and is a predicted model, not a curated record. The coding region runs from base 381 to 1766 and encodes 461 amino acids. The transcript is spliced from 6 exons. Gene Ontology annotation, biological process: positive regulation of transcription by RNA polymerase II; negative regulation of transcription by RNA polymerase II; cell fate commitment. Gene Ontology annotation, cellular component: nucleus. Lineage: Eukaryota; Metazoa; Mollusca; Bivalvia; Pectinida; Pectinidae. Gene Ontology annotation, molecular function: zinc ion binding; RNA polymerase II cis-regulatory region sequence-specific DNA binding; DNA-binding transcription factor activity, RNA polymerase II-specific.
AAUAUGUUGCGAAUCUACUCAUGAAACAACGUGUACUUGUAUGCGGAUCACAUUUAACAUCGCUGUUGAGCGGACAAAACUACUAUUUAUACGUAUAGGACUUGUCGAGCCCUGGAUGAUACACAUCUCUGUAUACAGCAUGGUGCAGCGUGUUGGAAAACUAACAUUGUUCAUAUAGAGUUUUUCAAAAUAUAAACCAAGUGGGUGAUAUCGAGAAAUCAGACAGACCACGAGCGAACUCCUUUAUACAACAGAUACCCAACAUCCUCACUGGAUUUUUACACGGCUACUCAAAUCUUCAACCAACCAUCUGAAGAUAAGCGAUCAGGACUUGAGAGUUUUCACCAGUUGUUGUGACUUAUCAGUGUAUUUGCCUAUUUAUGAUGGAGGUACCCAGUGAACAGCACGCUGCCUCCUGGUUGCGAGGGCCCGAAGCCCCACGGAACUACCCCGAAAACACCUCCGGGUUGCUGCCAUCAGAGGAUAUUGGGGACAUGUUUACCCCCCAUUUUUUGGACUCUAACGGCGGACACAUGAACCCUGCAGGAUAUUACCCCAAUCCCCGAGCUAUGGGGUACCGACCUUCACAUGUUACAGGUGGAAGCCAGGUAUGUCGUCCACAUUUCCACAACCCCCUACACAGCUGGCUAACCGACAGUAAGUCCAUGGUUCCCCAUGCCGCCCAUCAGUGGAUGAGCCCCUUCACUGGAAAGUCCCUGUCACACCCGAAUCCAGCCGCGCCCCUCUCUGUACAUCCGACUACCUCAAACGCAUCCAGCUCCUUCAACUUCCCACCAACUCCACCCAAAGACGGUACCCCUGAAAAUGUCGCCACCUCGACAGAAUAUACCCCGGAAAACAAACCAUCACACAAGCACGACUCCCAGGAAAAUGGCUCCUCUUUUUUCGGGAGUCAUGGGGGAAGCCACACUGCACACCCCGUCCCAACAUACCCAUCCUUUGGGAGCUCGGACUACCCCAGCGGCCCCCUCGGGUUCCACGCCGCUAGUGUUUUUAAAGCUACGUCCGCACUAUCCCGACCCCGCACAAAGACAAGAUCAAGUGCAGUAUUUGUUUCAGAAGGAAGAGAGUGCGUCAACUGUGGGGCUACAUCCACUCCGCUGUGGCGGAGGGACGGGACGGGUCACUACCUGUGUAACGCAUGUGGACUCUACCAUAAAAUGAACGGACAGAAUCGACCCCUCAUCAAACCGAAGCGACGCCUGUCAGCAGCCAGAAGGGCGGGAACAAGUUGCGCCAACUGUGGAACGUCGACAACGACGUUAUGGCGACGUAACGCUAACGGUGACCCCGUGUGUAACGCCUGUGGUUUAUACUACAAACUCCACAACGUUAACAGACCGCUUACUAUGAAAAAAGAUGGCAUUCAGACAAGGAACAGGAAAAUGUCAACUAAGAGCAAGAAGAAGGGAAAGGGAAUGCAGAUGUCCGACUUCCUGAAACCACUCGACAAAACCUUCGGUGGCUUCCAUCCCAACAUGAACGCCAUGCACGCCCCAAUGCCAACUUACAUGGGCGGUAGCUCAUCCCUGGGUGGAUCUUACAUCUCACCGGGUUCGUCUCACAUGCAGGGAGCUGGCAGUAUUGGCCACGGAGGCCUCGGAGGAGGAUUCAAUAACUUUUCAUCAUCCAUACCAUCAAGUUUUGCAUCAUCAUUUUCAAGUAUUCCAAGCAUUUCAUCGUCAGGGUUUUCAUCCGGACUGAACUUAUCCACGACGACAAAUAUGGUGGGAGCGAUGGCGUGAAGGUGAUCGACAAAAAAGUAACCUGCCGAUAAGUGCACGUGAACAAUAACGCGCAAACUCCGGCCAUCACAGGCCGGGGUCAAUUAUAGCGUACUCAGGAUAGAUGGCGCUCUGGUCCCUAGAGGCCUACAUAGGAGCGUUAGGGUCUAGUGGGAGAGUGUGUUCGUUACUAAGUCGUGAACCGGUGCGUUUUUUCUUUUGCCUGAAACACUCUAGCUAAUUCCCUUGGACAGACCACAGCCUGUUAUACGAUACCCUCACUCAGGAGAGGUAACGAGAAAAAAUAUACGAGAGCUGUUUCAUCUAAUCCUGAGAAAUGACAACAUAGGUGUUUCGAAUGCGUGCGAACGUCUCAUCUACCGCGGAAAGAUCUCAGUCACGAACCACCACUGCAUAGAAAUAUUGUUAUUGCCACGGAUUAUGACAAUGCUGGACUUUAUCCGUGUCUCCGAUUUCACCAGCGCUCACUUUAACGUGAUUUCUUUGAACAGUAAAUCUAGGUAGUGAUAUGUGUUGUCGUCGUGAAGGUGACAUGGAGGAACUCUCUCGGGUAAAUCGACCCAGUGGUGCCCCAUAACCGCACAGAGGGGUCAGCUCGCGUCCCGACCUCAGCAUUUCACAUUACAGAGACUAUUGCGGACUGCUGUAGGUCCUGAUCAGGUUUUCAAAACACGUUUUGAAUUCUUGUGUUGUUGAAGAGGGACGGAAAAGACUGUUGUCGACCUGGGAACAUUGUCAACUAAAUGGUGCUUGUCCUAUGAACAAUGUGUGUGGAUUGGUUGAAUAAUUGUUGCCUAAUAUGGGAUUACUGUAGUAAGACUAGAUCACGCGACGUUUGGUCUGCUAACAAUUAACACUAAUAGGCUGCGUUCAGCUAAAGUGCAGAAUUGUGUUUUUGCUCAAAAUGAGGAGAAUUUUUCAAUUAACAAUAUCUAUAAGUAAACUGACCAUUGUUUUCAUUGCAUUUUCAGAUUUCAUGUCACUUGUAAAUAUCCUAUUUAUUAUCGUUGGUUGAGAGAGUGGUGUGAUUAGGUAAGACAGUUAUAAUUAUACUUGAGCUCGUUUUCUAGUCCCACAAUUCUGAGCUGGUUACGGUUAUAUAGAAUUUAAUAUGUUGUAAGGAUCAGGCAUAUCCCGAGUGCUAGACUAGAUAUGGAGUGACGUCAUCACGAUGAUGCGCUUCCCAGAUUGAAGUGACGUCAUCGUAACGAUGACUCACUCCCGUUUGUUAUUGGUGGAAGUGUCACAGAAUUGUUUGUAUGUGUGCCUUUUAAUAACAUUGUACAUUAAAGAGAGUAAAAACAGAAGGGCCAAUUCGUCCUUCAAGUAUACUUCUUUAGACAUAUUUAUCAAUGAACGGAUCUACAUGAAAUCCAAUGUACAGUGGUAGAUUAGUUGUCGGUCAGGGUACAUUCCACGUCCAAGGCGGACAGCACAGGCGAGAUACUACGCAGUCUUCUCGUGAGGAAUGUUGUAUGUCUAGCAUGGUCAAAAUCGUACUUUAACUACACCAAUUUUAUAAAAUAUGUUCAAAUCGAAAAAAGAAUUAUGUGCAAUAUGUUUUAUCCAUGACAAAAAUCAAAUGCAAAUCUCAUCCAUUAAAUUAUAUUGCUAUUUUAUUAUUUAUUCCUCAAAACUUUGGUUUGAUAAUUGAGAAUCGACAAUAUUUUUUUUUUGUUCAGCCAUUUUAGUUUUAAGGAAGCGUAUGUUUUGACCAUGUUGUACAUCACUAUUGUGAACAUACAGAAAUUAUUGUUAGAUAUAUUGCUGUUCAAUGCCGUGUAUAAUUAAAUGAAUGAUAAUGUAUAAUUGAUAAAAAUCAGAAUUUUCCAUUAUGACAAAUAAAAACAAAUAAACAAAAAU